AUAUACCUUAUAUAGCACCAAUCUAAGUGAUUUUCACUGCACCGGUAUGUAAACCGGUAACACAAUUUAAUGGGUUUCGCUUCCUACAUGAAGGAUAUGUAUAUCGCAAAAACUGGUAUCUGAACAAUCAGUGGUAUAAGAGAUAAUCCCAACUAACCAACUCUCCAGAACAAAACUCUUACAAAUUACGAAAAGAUCUCAUAAGACUCUUUUAACAUACUUGGAUAAACUCAUAACAUAAUUCUUGUAAAAAGACUUAAUUUAGGUCUCAUAGUACUAUUUUUUGUGAGAUAAUAAUGCUACUAGAGUUAGUAAGCCUUUAAAUCUCAUAAUAAGACCAUCUUGUACCUUUUUUAUAAAACUUCAACUCUCAACGAGUUAUACUCUUGAAAAAAUGCCCAUAUGAGUAGUAAAUUGUUAUGAUACUUAUAAGAAAACUCUUGUAAGAUAUAAAGUAUAAAACAACUUAUAAAUAUGCCCUUAUGAGACGUAAAAUGUUAAAACACGUAUAAGAAAACUCUUAUGAGUAGAAAAGAAUCAUUAUUCUCAUAAACACUACAAUAGAGCGCACUUAUAUCAAGAAAAAUAUUCUGUCAGCCAACAUACCUUGUUUCAGGGUUGAUCCGUCAAAAUGGAUAAGUUUAAUUGGAAAAAAGUUAAAAGAUCCACUAAUUUGCGAAGGAAAAUUCAGAAGAUGUGCCUUAAAUUAAAAGAUAACACGUCCAAGAGUGUUACAGCCAAUAAAAGAGUUACUGCAAAUUUUAAACAAUAUUCUAAAAAUAGUGCGCGGUCUGCGGACAAUUUAUAUCAAAAAUCUGUUCGUCCAGAAUAUAACAGCUGUAAUCAUAUUCAGAACAACUCGAAUGAAGGUCACGAUGCAGAAAUUUCUCUUGAUAAUAUAAAAGCACCAUGGCAUGUAAUUAACACGAAAAGUAAUUAAAUUAAAUGUUGUAUUCCCUUUCAGCAAUAUGAUGAUGAGGAAUACCAGAUAAUCGAUACUGGGUUAAAAAAAAUUAAGUUUAUGGAACUGAAUUAAAAAAUUGGGCAAUUCUGUUUAUUAUAAGGCACCAAGCAUUAAAACGAUUGUUACAAAUAUGUAAUAAACGAAACCCUGAUUCAUUGCCAAAAGAUGCAAGAACGUUGGUACAAAUACCAACUGUUACUACAAUUCAGGCAGUCGGUUUGGGUGCCCAAUAUUGGCACCAAGGGCUUGCAUUUUGUUUACAACAAUGUUUUGCCAAUAUCAAAGAAUCGUUAGGAAUUUCCAUUAACAUCAACAUUGAUGGCUUACCAAUAUAUAAGAGUUCCAGAGAGGAGUUCUGGCCCAUUUUAUUUAAUAUAUAUGAAGAACCAAUGGUCAUCGGUAUCUAUAGCGGCAAAUAGGCCUGGGUAACGGCGCAAAUUUUUUGGCGCUGACACACUACCUUCAGCGCCAUUGUCGGAAUUAGCACAGUGUGUUGGCGCAAUGGCGCCUCUUCAGGAUAAAGCUCAUUUCCUUUAUUGCUGCACGCUGCACUAAAGUGAAUUAAUACAAGGUUAUAGUUAUAUCGGUUGAGAAAAAACUCAAGUAUACCCAAGUUCAAAACCCAAAAAUACAACAAACCAAUCAUUUUCACAUUCAGAAGACAGCGACGAAUUCUAGCAACACCACCUUGUAUAAAUUCGCCUUGUGCUGCACAAUUUACAAGAGACACUUCUAUUUCGGGUGUUCUUUGCUGGUUCUUUGCGACACCCGGUGUUGUCAGUGUUCCGGUGUUGAACUAAGCUGAAUUAAUACAAGGUGGUAUCGGUUGGGCAAAACCAAUUCAAAUAUACCCAAGUUCAAAACCCAAAAAUACAACAAACACAUAAUUUUCACAUUCAGAAGGACCGCGGGUAAUUUUAACCACACCACCUUGUAAAAAUUCGCCUUGUGCGGCACAUUUUACAAGUGACACUUCGCUGUGUUCUUUGCGCCGCCCGGUGUUGUCCGUGUUCGGGUGUUGAUGGUGUCAUUGCGUCACUAAGUUGUGACAAUCGGUAUCGGCGCCAGUAACUCAGCUCUCGGUAUCAGCGCAAUGGCGCGGCGCCGCACUGUGUUACCCACGGCUAGUGGCAAAGGUAAACCACUCAGUCUAGAGUUGUUCAUACGACCGUUUGUGGAUGAAGCGAAAGAAGUCCUGACCAAUGGAGUUACCAUCAAUGGACAGCAUAAAGUUGCCGUUAAAAUCCACUCUUUCAUAGGUGACUCUCCAGCACGGGCUUUUAUAAAAGGCUUCAAGAUGUUCAUCUGCCUCAACACCUUCAACAUCACCAUCAACAUUAUUACCUGUGGGUGCAAUGCUACCAAUACCAGGAGCAGUGACCUCAUAAGUUCGAGGAAUACGGUCGAUAUUAUUUUCAGUCCUUUUCUUGGCAUUCUUAAGGACUGUUGCGAAAAACUCCUUGCUUUUAUUUUCAUCGAAAUCCGACGCAGCCAAUCUUACUAUCGAAUUGAAAACACUAAGAAUGUUGCGAUAAUUUUUAAGAGCAACUCUUCCAAUUCGUCGAUUUCAUCCUGAUUCGAAAUUGGAGCAUCUAAUAGGCCUGCAGAACUUGCACUGCUGUUAUCCUCAACGGUAUCAACGGUAGAAUUUUUAUUGUUAUUAAAUAGAUUUUCUAUAUCGUUAAUGCGAUUAAUAAUAAUAUCUUUGAAGGCACUUUGUUUCGCAAGAUGUCGUAUAAUGACAGUCUGAUUUUGUUGGAUUUGAAUCAGACUUUCACUUAUAUUCUUUAGUAAACUGCGAAUAUCAACUUCCGCGACUUCCUCAGGGGAUUGUAACUGCUGUAAGGAACGGAAUUUAUAAUUGCUAUAUAACAAGAUCUUUUAUUAACAAUAUAUUAUACUUUCAAAAAAGCGUACGUGUAGUAUUGGUUGCUGGUACGAUGAUGAUAUCUGCGAUUGCUGAUAUUGGUAGCCCGGUGAUGAUGGUAAAGUGAAAGCAGUGAAAGUAUGGGGUUGUGGUUGUUGUAAUGGUGGCUCUACAAGCGUUUCCUGCUAGGAGGAAAAUUGUUAAUGUAUAUUUUCUUUUCGUAAUAAUAUCAGUAUAUACCUGCGCAUAGGUAAGCAUGUCAUUAAAAUCAUGGUCAACACCAUUACUAGCGGCUUUGGAACAUACAUUUCUUUUUAUGCGUUGUGGGGAUUUUAAGGUAUCCACGUUCCAUCCGUCAGUGUCACUGUAAUCUUCCAUUCUCCUUAUUUC
This is a messenger RNA of Rhagoletis zephyria (snowberry fruit fly), 3221 nucleotides long. RefSeq lists its product as uncharacterized. The record is from RefSeq and is a predicted model, not a curated record. NCBI's taxonomy places the organism in Eukaryota, Metazoa, Arthropoda, Insecta, Diptera, Tephritidae.